Messenger RNA from Recurvomyces mirabilis, 2055 nucleotides. RefSeq lists its product as uncharacterized. The transcript has a single exon. The record is from RefSeq and is a predicted model, not a curated record. NCBI's taxonomy places the organism in Eukaryota, Fungi, Ascomycota, Dothideomycetes, Mycosphaerellales, Teratosphaeriaceae. The coding region runs from base 1 to 2055 and encodes 684 amino acids.
AUGUUGGCACGAAAGCUUUCAGCGUGGCUGACAUGGAGCGCCUCUCUGGCUGUCGCACAGUCGAUAACGUCUAGCAGCGGACUGCAAUUGGAUAUCUCGGUGGCCAAUGGAUUGUUGAACGAGAGCACCAAUGGUCGUAUCGAAGUACUUUUCGCACCUCAAGGAACAGAUCCUCUGGACGAUACGGACGUCACCAGUUCUCUGGACUAUAUCUACGGCGAGAAUGUCCAAGGCUUGAUCUCCGGCAGCGCGGUAACACUUGCAGGCGGCAGCAACCUCACCACCAGAACAGGUGUUUAUGGGUGGCCUCUCGUAGGCUUACAGGAUCUUCCAAGCGGCAACUACAGUGUCCAAGCAUUCAUGAACAUCUACGAAACCGUGACGCGCAGCGAUGGCUCAGUCGUCAGCGUUCGCUUCCCUUGUGGCGAUGGCGCACCACCAAUCGGUGGCUACGGCAGCUUGCUAACUACAAUCUCUGACAUCGAAGUGUCUGGCAACGAGCAGACCGUCAGCCUCACCUUCAACGACACCGUACUUGCUGGGGAAUUCAAUGGUUCCGAGAUCGGUGGCUGCUCGCAAGGCAAUUAUGUGGACACUGAGUUCCUGAAGUACAUCAAGAUUCGUAGCGAUGCUCUGUCCACAUUCUGGGGUCGCGAGAUGUACGUCGGCGCCACCGUACUGCUACCAUUCGGCUACAACCAGACAGACCAGUCUACUCGAUACCCAGUCUUAUACCACCAAAACCACUGGACGGCAAACCAAGGCGCUUUCAGAUACCCAGUAGCCAAUUUCUCCUCUGAAUGGGACGCCGGCAUGAUCAACGCUACAGACACAAUGGAGGCGCGCGAAACACCGAAGAUGAUAUUAAUCACGUUCCGCCAUGAAACACCGUUCUACGAUGACUCGUACGCUGUCAACACAGCCAACAUUGGGCCGUAUGGCGUUGCUUUGAACGACGAGCUUAUUCCACAUCUCGACAAGACCUUCAACACGAUAGGAGAACCAUAUGCCCGCGUACAAGAGGGUGGCUCGACUGGCGGCUGGGAAUCUGCUGCUAGUCUCGUCUUCCGUCCGGAUCUGUUCGGUGUGACAUUCACAUCCUAUCCGGACUCACUCGACUUUCACAGACAUCAAGACAUCCCUCUCUACGACUCUGCCAACGCCUAUGUACGGGAUAACGGGAGCAUGAUCAUCUCAAUCCGUACAUUCGAAAAUGACACUCAAGUCAACCUCGCCACAGUCGCACAGGAGAAUCAUUGGGAGCUCUCGCAAGGCACCUCAUCUCGUUCAUUCUUGCAGUGGGAUAUCUGGAACACCGUCUUCGGCGUGCAAGGCUACAACAAUUACCCCCUCGAACCAUGGAACAAAGUCACAGGCGAAAUCUACCCUGCUGCGGUCGAAUACUGGAAGUCAUUCGACUUGUCAAACUACAUCACCUCGAACUGGGGCGGUCCCAAGAACCUUGGCGAAGUACUCAAGAACCGCAUCUUCAUCUACGUUGGCACGCACGACGACUACUUCCUCAACGAAGGCGUCCUGGAGUUCCAGAAGCGAGUCAAUGCCAAAGGUGGCGAUGGCUGGACUAACGUGACUGUGCUUGAAGGCCAGCCGCACGGUGGCAAUUAUCAGCGAAGGACGACCUGGGACUUCCUCGAGUUGGCACUGCAGUGGGUAGAAGAUCAUGCUCCUGAUGGCAAGACGCCGCUUUCGCCGGAUGUGACGAAGGCGUCGAGUCGAGGCAAUGACUGGACGGAGGUCAUUGAGCGAGGAGGCAGACAAGCCGCUGUGGCUAGACAGAGCCCACCUGCAUUGACCUCGCGAUGGGGUGGUGUUGUGGCUACCGCCGGGCGUUGGGACCCAGGCGUUGUGCUAGAAGCGCAAUGGAUCGUCAAUGGCCGUCCCACAGCUUCAUUCCCCGUACAACAAGGUGAACAGAUACGAUUUGAGUCCCAUUCAAGAUGGCAAAAAGGUCAAGCCCAAUUGGCUGUCACUGGUAGGAAGAUUGGGUACGGGGAUGAAACGAGGUAUAGCAACACAGUCUGGGCUCGAUUGUGA